Diplodia corticola is the source of this 420-nucleotide messenger RNA. RefSeq lists its product as uncharacterized. Gene Ontology annotation, molecular function: carbon-sulfur lyase activity. The transcript is spliced from 2 exons. Lineage: Eukaryota; Fungi; Ascomycota; Dothideomycetes; Botryosphaeriales; Botryosphaeriaceae. Bases 1 to 420 code for a protein of 139 amino acids. The record is from RefSeq and is a predicted model, not a curated record.
AUGACUACCUACCACGGACACUGUGCCUGCGGUCAGACCAAGUGGGAGGUCACCCUCGAGCAAGACCAGGCCUCGCACGUCCUCUGCCACUGCGACACCUGCAAGUACCUGUCCGGCAGCGCCUUCACCCUUAACCAGAUCGUCCCCAAGAGCGCUCUCAAGUUCACCGCGGGCGGCGACGACCUCAAGGCCUACACCUACACCGGCGAGUCGGGCAAGCCGGUGCACUGCUACUACUGCCCCAACUGCACCACCCACCCUUACCACCACCAGACAGUUCUCGGCGACAAGAUCAUCCUCCGCACCGGCCUGCUGGACGAGAGCAAGGACUUCAAGCCCGCCGCCGAGAUCUUCGGCAAGGCCAAGCUGGCCUGGGAGAAGGAGGUCGCCACCACCUUUGAGACCCUCCCUCCUUCGUAA